GCAGCACAGCCUAAUUUCUUCUCCUCUCAGAUUCUCAUCUCGUUUAUCUCUCAGACUCUCAUCUCUGCGUUUCUCAUCUCAUAAUCUCAUCUCACACUACACUCAGGCUCAGGCUCUUCAUUCCUCCCACCACCACGAACUCAUUCAAUUGAUCAAUUCCUCUUUUCUCCUUGACCCGUCGCUCUCCCUCAUAAAAUUUCCUCAUUCUUCCCCAAUUCCACACACGCCGUUCAACCCUAAGUCGAGUGGCCUCACUGAUUGGAGCAAACCCCCUUCAUAGGGUCAUCGCGAGUUCGCCGCAGCUGGACAGGUAUGCUCGGUGGUUCCGGUGACGAGAACUUGACAAGGUUCCUGCUCGUUUUCCGCUGACGGCAGCAUUGCCAUUUACGGCGAUUUUAUCGCCUUCGCUCAACCCCUUCAUCACCGGUUUCGUCGCCGGACCGAGCCUCACGGAUCAUCCCAUCUGAACCCUAAUUCGUGACAGAUUUUGGAGGUGUAGCAGUGAAGGAUUUGUCCCCUUCCAAGUGAACAAUAUCAGGAUCGGAGACAAAUAGCUUUGAGAUAUUAGUAGCUGCUGUUCUUGAGCUGUAAUUCCUUCGGUGUUUCUUUUCCUUAGGAUCUGUAGUAACAAGAAUCUUAGAAUUUAUUUGGUUAACACAAGCAGCCCAAUGGACAGCGUAGUUGAUUCUCUGAAUAAUGCCUAUCAAGAUUUUGUUUCUGCUGCUGCCAAUGUGUUAGAGGCCAAAGAAAAUGCUGGUUCCGUUAAAACAACAGCUACAGAUACUGCUCUAGAGAACUUUAAGCAGAAGUGGGAAUUGUUUAGAGUAGCAUGUGAUCAAGCUGAGGAGUUUGUGGAGUCUGUGAAGCAAAGAAUAGGAUCCGAGUGUCUAGUGGAUGAGGCAACAAGGCCUGUGGCAGGAAAACCUGGACAAGCUACCAUGACUGGUCUUCCUCCCAUAAGUGCAGUUCGGUUGGAACAAAUGAGUAAAGCAGUUCGAUGGCUUGUCAUUGAAUUGCAGCAUGGUUCUGGAGCUAGUUCUGCUAAUUCAGCUCUUUCCCAUCCCUCAGCUCCAUUCGAUGCGAGGUUUUCUGAAGAUGCUACUCAGUAGCAUUAAUUUGAUGAUUAAUGUUAUAUAUUUCUCUAUACUGAUCUUUCUUAGGGUAGACUGUUUUCGGCAUUUUAUACCAUGUUAAGUAUUAGCUCUUUGUUAAGCUGUUAAAGAAUGCAACUUAUGUGUAUUGUGCAUCUGUGACAACAUUCCUUAGUUUUAUGUUGGUCAUAAUUAAUGUAUUUUAUUUUAACCUACAAA
Molecule: messenger RNA, 1310 nt
Organism: Vigna angularis (adzuki bean)
Lineage: Eukaryota; Viridiplantae; Streptophyta; Magnoliopsida; Fabales; Fabaceae
Product: mediator of RNA polymerase II transcription subunit 32
Exons: 2
Coding region: 669-1109 (146 amino acids)
Biological process (GO): root development; regulation of DNA-templated transcription; leaf senescence
Cellular component (GO): mediator complex
Source: RefSeq, a predicted model, not a curated record